This is a messenger RNA of Cooperia oncophora, 354 nucleotides long. NCBI's taxonomy places the organism in Eukaryota, Metazoa, Nematoda, Chromadorea, Rhabditida, Trichostrongylidae. The record is from the annotation of a GenBank genome assembly.
AUGAGAGGAUGGCCGUGCCGAAACAUCAUCUCUGUUUCUUCUUCUCAUCAAGGAUACGCGAUGCGCACUGUGGGCAUUAGGGACGAGAUUUUGGUUGAGUCGGCCAACAAGGACCGUCUCGAAUGUACGAGCACGCUUCUCGAAGAAUACCAUGAGUAUCUCAAGUCGAAUACACCAGAAGACUGUCCGGUAACAUUAGACAGUGUUAGAAAGGCAUAUGACUCGUAUGUGCCGGUAGCCAUGGUCACCUCUGUGGUUUCUAUGAAGAACAAAGAGGACAUAGAGCCCCUCAUCGACCGAGCAAAGGGACUUAUUGAAAACGUUUAUACUAUGACAAAGUUACUGGAGAAAUGA